AUGAGUGAAGACACUAUACGUUUUGUGGACGAGACAAAACAAACACAAGACACCUACUCUUAUCUCAAGCCCAUCGGAAUUCGGAAGCUUAGAAAACAAAUCAAUACCAAGGAGUUCAAAAAGAAUUACUUUGUCAUUGAUACUAGGAAAGAUGAACCCAUGGUUGUGCACUAUGAUUCAGCUCAAGGAAUUGCACCACCACCUCCUGUUGGCCAACAAGCAUCGUCGUCGUCGAUGAGUUCCAUGAUGGUGCUGUCUAGUUCUUCCUCCUCGUCCAGUAACAAUCUCAACUCUUCUUCCAUUCCUACUCCCAAUAGUGGCAGUGGCAGUGGAAGUAUAAUUUCACCUCUCAAAACAUCAACCAAAACACCUACUUUUGAAUUUCAAUCCAUGUGUUUGAAUGGUGGUGGUGUUGGUGGAGGAGGGAACACCUCUCUUCCGUCAUUCCACUUUAAUACAGCUUCACCUUCUCAGCAGCAUGCAGACUUGAGUAUGGGAUAUUUUGGAAUGAAUUCGUCGACGAUGGAUCCUAUCAUGACUACCCACACACCUGCCUCUACGCCAACGAAUGGACAUCCAUUUCAAUUUAUGCAAGCUCCAUUCCUUCCUCAACAACCUCUGUCACAUCCAUCGAGUAUUAAUCAUGUCUCAUCGUCCUCCAUGAAGAGAAAACAUGCCUUCUCCUCCUCCAGUAGUAGCAGUAGUUCAACGUAUGUGAACUCGAGAAGGACUCUCUCCAUGCCGGAUUGUUUGGUUAAUUUCUCUCCUAAUGAAACAGCCAUGAACCUUUCAGAGUAUGAAAUUCAAUCAUCACUGAAUCAACAACAACAGCAACAACAACAAUUACAAGCAAAUAAGAAAUGCAAACUAGGCAAUGAAAUAAGUCCAACACAUCAUCACAUACUGAAUGGAGAGCAACAAAUCAUGUUCUCUAAUCAAGCGUGGACAGAUGGAAAUAUGGUUCAUCUGAAUCAACAACCACAACCGAUUUCAACGUCACAACAACCAUAUUUCGACUUUUCAAAUCCUCAACAACAUCAAGACUGUUUAUUUGAGUUUGGUGACAAUAAUGAAUUAAAUUCUAGCUAUCCACAAAAUUCCAUGACAAAACACAUCUCCCUUAAUCACUAUCCUCAAUUACACCAAACACAAAUACAGCUUCUAGAAACUCUGCAAAUGAUUCUCAACCAAAAUCAUCCUCAACAGCUUGAUGAUGAUGAAAUUGGAGCUGUUAUUCCACAGUCAAACGCCUCUCCUAAUACAACUUUGAAUGAGCAAGAAAAUUCUCAACUCCAUCACAACCAGAAUGCACCCAUGAUGGUGACAAUGGAUCAACAACAAUCCUACGUUGUGACAGAAGAAAAUAAUCAGCAACCGCCUGAAUAUCAAUAUCAUCAACAAUUGUGGAAUGAUAUUGAUGAGAACGGAAUUUUCAGCCCAGUUGAUCAAACGGAAUUUUUGCUUCAAGAUCUCUCCGGUGACACUACGAAUCACAACAACCUUAACAACUCCUCUAGCGAUAGUAUUGUCGAAAACUCCUCACCUCAACCCUCAAACGAAUAA
Molecule: messenger RNA, 1563 nt
Organism: Naegleria fowleri
Lineage: Eukaryota; Heterolobosea; Eutetramitea; Acrasida; Naegleriidae
Exons: 1
Coding region: 1-1563 (520 amino acids)
Source: RefSeq, a predicted model, not a curated record